Molecule: messenger RNA, 2948 nt
Organism: Lucilia sericata (common green bottle fly)
Lineage: Eukaryota; Metazoa; Arthropoda; Insecta; Diptera; Calliphoridae
Gene: vari
Product: MAGUK p55 subfamily member 6
Cellular component (GO): cell-cell junction; plasma membrane
Molecular function (GO): protein binding
Source: RefSeq, a predicted model, not a curated record
AGCAAAGUUAAAGCUUGUUGUUGGCUUUAUUCUUUCUUGGCCAUUAAAAAUAUUUCGUAUAAAGUUUCCUGGGCGUAUGAACGACGUUGUUGUGUGUCUUCUAUAAUAAAUAGCGUUUGUUGUGUAUACAAAUAAAUAAAAAAAGACGAAAAACAAGAAAAUAGAAAAUAAUAUUUUAAUUAUGAAAAAGAAAUAUGCAUGUGUAAAAGAAAAAUAAUCAAAAGGCAACAGAUUGUUGCGUAAAACACAAAACGGAAAACACAACAAAUUGUUGAAAUCAUAAAAAAAGAAAUUUAAAGAUUCACAGAAAAAAUUUGAUAAUAAAUUCUAAAGUGUUACAAAAACCAAUAACAAAAAAAUAAGUUUUGUAAUAAAACAAAAAGGUUUUAUUGUUCCUAACCAGUGAAGCAUAACAAAAAAGUGUCUAUAUAUAGUAAAAAGUGUCUACGGCUGAAUACUUAUAAAAUUCCAAUUGCAUGAGUGGAUAUUUAAAUAAAUAAGAAAAAAAAAAUUCGCAUUUCCUUCCUUUUUUUGUAUGUGUCCAGCAAAUUAAAUUUUCAUUUUAAAUUUAUCGGUGGUGCGUCAUCAUCGUCAACUACUCGUACCUUCACUUCAUAUAAUCCUGCUAAUACUUAUUGUUUUGUGUGGACACACAAGUAAUAUACUCUGUAUACAUUCUCCUACUUGGCCUGGUAACCUACACUAGACACCAAUAUUGGAUUACAAAACAACUUUCCGUUGUUUAUACUACUAAAGCUUCCUUUCUUUCCCAUUCCUUUCCUUCUCUCCCCUUUAUCCAUCCUAUAAACUUCGUUCCUCUUUUGUUCAUCCUGUGAUUUAAAGAUAAUAAAAGAAAAAACUAGAAAAAUAAGAUAAAAAUCCAAUUACUUAUUCCUCUUCUUUGUUGUGUGCUGCAAUAACGGUUCCAAAUAGCAAUAAAUUCAGUGGCCAUGGUGCGUUUAACACGUAAAGAACGUCAGGAUAAAGUCAAUCUCUUGGCGAGCAUCAAUAAAAUUGGUGAUGAGGUUGAGGCGACCGAUAAUGAUGGCUAUAAACAUACAGUUGAUGGUAAAAAUUUUUCAGAUCAUUCUAGUACUGAUUCAAUAUUCCUGAAAGGUCUCCUACUAAGUAAUCCAUCAACACCCAACAAGGAACUGUUGUUAAAUCCAAAAGAGCCCCAGCCAGUACCAGCUUUUUUGCCAGCACAUUUAAAUAAUAAACCUAUCUGUGACGAUAUAAUACGCAAAUUUUCACCCUCUAGACGUUUGGAAUCGAGAGAAUUAGCUAAACUUUUAGCACAACCACAUUUUCGGGCCCUCAUUCGUGCCCAUGAUGAAAUAGGUUAUCUCUACGAAGCCCGUUUAAAAGCAGCCGGUGGUUCUCUCACAAAACUCGAAGCGAUAUCACAACGUAAAACUGGUGGCUAUCUCUUUCCGACCGAACUGAUAAACAAUACAACGAUGCCUGUGGAAACCAUUAAAAUGGUUGGAUUGCGACGCAUUCCAAAUCAACCCUUAGGUUUAACCGUCGAAAUUGACGAACACAAACAACUAGUAGUGGCACGUAUAAUGGCGGGUGGUGUAAUCGAACAAGGUUUACUAAAUCCUGGCGAUGUAAUAUUAGAAGUUAAUGGAACUGCAGUACGUACCCCAGAGGAUUUACAAGUUGAGGUGUCGCGUGCUAAGGAGAAUUUAACAUUAAAAAUUGGUCCCAAUAUGGACGAGGAAAUACGUUCCGCACGCUUAAUAAGUGGCCAGGUAAAACAAAAUGGUGUUGCUAAAUUUGAGCCAGGCAAGAAAAUGACGAGUUACAUGCGUGCCUUAUUUUCCUAUAAUCCUUCAGAGGACUCUUUACUGCCCUGCAAGGAUAUUGGUUUGUCUUUCAAAUCCGGAGAUAUAUUACAGAUUAUCAAUGUAAAGGAUCCCAACUGGUGGCAAGCUAAAAAUAUAACUGCUCAAAGUGAACAAAUCGGUUUGAUACCUUCACAAGAACUAGAAGAAAGACGCAAGGCUUUCGUAGCACCUGAAGCUGAUUAUGUGCACAAAAUUGGUAUUUGUGGUACAAGGAUCUCAAAACGUAAACGUAAAACUAUGUAUCGUUCUGUAGCGAAUUGUGAAUUCGAUAAAGCUGAACUAAUGUUGUACGAAGAAGUAACACGUAUGCCACCAUUCCGUAGAAAAACUUUGGUAUUAAUUGGUGUCUCCGGCGUGGGAAGACGUACUCUCAAAAAUCGUUUAACUAACAGUGAUCCCGAUCGUUUUGGUUAUGUUUUACCUCAUACAACACGUCCCAAAAGAGCUUUGGAAGAGAAUGGCGUCUCCUAUUGGUUUGUCGAACGCGAAUGGAUGGAACAGGAAAUAAAAGAGAAUAGAUUUUUGGAAUAUGGUGAAAAUAAUGGCAAUUUAUAUGGCACUCAUAUACAAUCGAUUAAGGAUGUUAUAAAUAGCGGAAAAAUGUGUGUUUUGGAUUGUGCCCCAAAUGCUUUGAAAAUUUUACACAAUAGUCAAGAGUUGAUGCCAUUUGUUAUAUUUAUCGGUGCUCCCGGCAUGGAGCAAUUAAAAUUAAUUUAUAAUGAACGUCGUGCAACGGGUUCUAAUAAGAAUUUAACGUUUGAUCGUCAAAGUUCCAUACUUAGUUCCCGACGUGCUCGUACCUUGGAAUCUCUUGCAUCUCUUUAUGAGGAUGAUGAUUUAAUAGCCACUGUUGAAGAGAGUGCAUUUGUACAACGAAAAUAUGAGAAAUAUUUCGAUAUGGUCAUAAUCAAUGAAGAUUUCGAUGAUACGUUCCGUCAAGUGGUCGAAACUUUAGAUGAAAUGAGCCAUCAAGAGCAAUGGGUGCCAGUUAAUUGGAUCUAUUGAACAUUUUCAAAAUAAAAAACACAAACCACCAAUAAUAACAAUAUACACACAUUUUAAUGAAAACAAGAAACGAAUAAUUUUUAUUUAAAU